Messenger RNA from Aricia agestis (brown argus), 592 nucleotides. It is a transcript of the gene oeh, whose product is annotated as insulin-like growth factor-binding protein 7. Gene Ontology annotation, molecular function: insulin-like growth factor binding. Gene Ontology annotation, biological process: regulation of signal transduction; regulation of cell growth. Gene Ontology annotation, cellular component: extracellular region. The transcript is spliced from 3 exons. The record is from RefSeq and is a predicted model, not a curated record. Bases 187 to 438 code for a protein of 83 amino acids. Lineage: Eukaryota; Metazoa; Arthropoda; Insecta; Lepidoptera; Lycaenidae.
CGAGGACGGUCCUGUGCUCCCGUGGAUCGCUACUAUACGUGUUCGCACGCGAUUUUUUAUUAUAUAACCCAACUGUGGAGUUUUUACUGUGCGACCGCCGGGAGAAAUACUGACGAUAAAGAGCAUCCACGAGAAUGAGCAAUGUCAGCAGCAUAGAGCGGCGAGCUCGUGCGUGAUGUGAGCAGUAUGCGACGGUGGCUGAUGAUGACGCUGGUGGCGGCGGUGGCGCUGGUGCGCGGGUGGGACUGCGUGUGCAACCCGCGGGAGUGCGAGGCGCUCGAGCCCAGCGGGUGCCCGGGCCUAGGCAUCGUGGUGUGGGACCCCUGCAGAUGCUGUAAAGUGUGUGCGCGAACAUUGGGCGAGGACUGUGGCGGGUUCAGGGGAACGUGUGAGCCGGGCCUUAAGUGUUACGAGGGCUCGUGCUCGCCCAUCACGUGAAUACGAGUGUGUGACAGAACGUUAGGAACAAAACAUAUCGUAGACAACGGACCGGACCAGCUAUGGAGGUACAAGCGACGCUUUUCUUUCUGAAUAUCGUAACUGAUCUUACUUAGUUGAAAUAUAUUAUAUUUUGUUAAAAAAAAUAUGACGA